This is a messenger RNA of Exophiala spinifera, 954 nucleotides long. RefSeq lists its product as uncharacterized. The transcript has a single exon. Bases 1 to 954 code for a protein of 317 amino acids. The record is from RefSeq and is a predicted model, not a curated record. Lineage: Eukaryota; Fungi; Ascomycota; Eurotiomycetes; Chaetothyriales; Herpotrichiellaceae.
AUGACUCGGUCGGUCUUGGAGUUUAUCAACAUCCCGCUGGUCAACGGAUUUCCGCCCUCGGACCUCAGACGGAAGGUCAGGUCGCACGCGGCAAAAGCCACCAGGGGAGUGGAUGGAGAUGGAACUCCGGAUAAGAACGAGAAGGUCAAGGGUGUGUUGGCUUCGCACCAGACGCCCCAGUUCAAGAAGCGAAAACGGCACCGUCGCACUCUCAACUGGACGUUUCAGAUGACCGCGAAGAUCGACGAGCCACAAUCGGAGCUGGAGCUGGAGCAUGAAAACGCUGAUUCAGGAUUUCGUGUUCGAAAUGGCGCCCCCGGAUGUCCAAGCCCGAGCUCCAUAUCGGGGACCGCGCUGAUCCCGGCAUCGAAAUCCCGGGUGUACUUUGAACCGUUUGUCCCCGUGGUUCUCCAGCACUACCUUCAGCAUCUUGCUGUCGCCAUCCCCGAGGUCGACGGCGAGGGCAACACGGCACUGCUGAAGUCGCGGUGGUUCCCCAUGGUGAUCCACUCCCCGCUGCUGUUCCAGGUGAUCGUGCUGUUCUCGGCGUCUCACUACGCGGCGCAGCGCGAGGAUAUGGCGUUCGCACCGACCAUCUUGCUCCUCAAGCAGCGCGCCCUCGCCGGCAUCAGCGCCCACGUCACCGCGUUGCAGCGUGAGUGCACGGUGAGGGACGAGCUGAUCGCCGCUACGGCAAAGAUGGCAAGCUACGAGGCUAUCUGGGGCGACGAACGUGCCUACCAUUGUCACAUGAACGGUGUGGAGGAGAUGUUGAGGGUGCGAGGCGGUUUGGCCAGCUUGGGACUGGAUGGCUUCCUCGCACGCCUGCUGCUCUUCAUCGACACGAACUCGGCGUUUCUAUUGAACACCUUUCUGCAUCUCCGCAAUUCUUCGUUUCCGAGAGGCGAGCCCUUCAUAUUGCCGAAUUUAAGUCGGUUUAUCGGAGAGAUUUAG